Molecule: messenger RNA, 733 nt
Organism: Phaeodactylum tricornutum CCAP 1055/1
Lineage: Eukaryota; Bacillariophyta; Bacillariophyceae; Surirellales; Neidiaceae
Exons: 1
Coding region: 197-733 (178 amino acids)
Source: RefSeq, a predicted model, not a curated record
UACCAUGGAAACUCAAAAGCUAGUUAUGUUACAGUUAGUUAGCUAUUGCCAAAGCAUUUGAAACUAGGCCAUUACCCAGACCUGUUUUUCUACACAGCUCUUGCCAGUGCGGAUCAAAGGCAGGCAGACAGGCAGGCAGGCUGUCUGUCUGUACUGGCUAGUCCGUCUCGUCCAUCUGGUUUGCACUGUCCUCGGAAUGACGAAAAGGAAAAUUCCCCAACACCGGACUUUUGGUGAUCACUCUUUCUGGGACACCCACUGCCAAUCCUACCCUGUCUUCCGUCGACGCGACGCCGUCCCUGACCCCGUCCGCCUCUCGUCGGACUCCGCGAUUGGAGUUACAGACUCCGUCGUCGCCAAUACGGUCCCCGUCAAUCCGUACCGCCGAAUCCGUCCCGAAUCAAUCCCUGCUCAACGGCGUGCCGGCGAUGGAUCAUCCGACUCCUGUACCUCACGAGAGCACCGCCGAGAGCCAAGCCAAAACAAAACACAGGCCGUGAAUGCGCGUCUCUCGAAGGCCUCAUUAUCACGGACCGGAAGGAGCGCUCCGACCAGUAUACCGCCAAGUGCGGAAAGCAGAGACACCGGAAUGAAAAAGCCUUUCCCCGGCACUGCCUACCCGUCGGAGCAAUCAUCACCAACGCAGAGUGUACAAGCCCUUUUCGUCCAUUCUGAAUCCAUCCCAAGCAAUUCUUCGCCACGCCUCCUCCACUCCAACGGACCCCAAUAUUGA